UCGCCGUCUAUUCCUGACCCUCCAACCGAUGGAGAUACAACCCGUGUUCUAUCCAUAAUACCCCACAUAGUUCUCAGUGACGCGAGAAUACCCGGCGCACCUUGCUUUCUCUACCUGCCUCACGGCAAACAUGAUAUGGUAUACAUCGACAAUCUCGCUAAAGUCAGGGAGCUAUCAACGUGGCGAGUGUGGGACGAACCUACACCGCCCGACAACCGAGAUGCCAUCGGUUUCGGGCUUGUCGAGGGAAAAGGCAUAGGCAUGAUCGCUCGCCGGAAGAUCCUUGCUGGGGAACUCAUCAUCGCCGAGCGGCCCGUCUAUGCACAACGGAAGACGCUUCCGCAGUGCAAUGCCGAGAACGCUGUGAACGGUAUUUUCCAUCUCUCCGCCGUAAAGGACCUCAAUCCGACCUCACGAGAGGCCAUCUCUUCAUUGAAGAAUUCGAAAUCGGGUUGUCAUCCCCUUACUGGUAUCCUCCAAACGAACUUCCUCAUGCUUGAUAUCACCGAGGAACCAGACCCGGAUCCCGCGAACCAGUUCGUCGGUAUCUUUCCCUUACUUUCGCGUGCGAACCACGAUUGCACCCCCAACACGCACUAUUUCUUCAAUUUCUCAUCCUUCACUGGAGAGUUUCGUCCCACGAGGGAUAUUCCGGAGGGAGCAGAGGUCACGAUCUCGUACACGCAUGUCUUGGCUCCCAGGUCUGCUCGACAAGCUCAUCUGCGGAGUUGUUAUUCUUUCAUUUGUUCAUGUGCGGUGUGCGGUCUCGACGCGAAGAAAGCUGAGGCCUCUGAUGAGCGGCGGGCGAGGAUCCAUCAGUUGGUGGAGGAACUCACGCCCGGGAGCUCUGUGCAGAGGAAACCUUCGUACGAUAAGAUCAAGGACUGUUUGAAGAUGGUGGAGAAGGAGCGCCUAGAUGUCUAUCGUGCACAGAUCCUCUUCUACGGCGGGACAUUGUUACUGCAGCAAGGCGAUGUCACUCACUUUUUGCAAUGGAUGAGAAGAGCGGAGGAGGAGUAUCUUCGGAUUGAGGGUGAGGCGUCGCCGGCGUACAAGGCCGUUAUGACAACGUGA
Guyanagaster necrorhizus is the source of this 1074-nucleotide messenger RNA. RefSeq names its product SET domain-containing protein. Bases 136 to 1074 code for a protein of 312 amino acids. The transcript has a single exon. Gene Ontology annotation, molecular function: protein binding. Lineage: Eukaryota; Fungi; Basidiomycota; Agaricomycetes; Agaricales; Physalacriaceae. The record is from RefSeq and is a predicted model, not a curated record.